Messenger RNA from Mycena indigotica, 1368 nucleotides. RefSeq names its product Serine/threonine protein kinase. The transcript is spliced from 3 exons. Bases 1 to 1368 code for a protein of 455 amino acids. Gene Ontology annotation, biological process: protein phosphorylation; intracellular signal transduction. Gene Ontology annotation, molecular function: ATP binding; protein serine/threonine kinase activity. Lineage: Eukaryota; Fungi; Basidiomycota; Agaricomycetes; Agaricales; Mycenaceae. The record is from RefSeq and is a predicted model, not a curated record.
AUGACUUCAUCUCAAGAGCUACCUGACCUUCUGGGCACAACUGUGGAUCACGGUCGCCUCAAGUUCGUCGAAGUACUUGGUUCUGGAGCAUACGGAAUCGUCUACAAAGCCCUCGAUACAAGCUCGCCCAGUAAUUCGCCGUCUUUCUUUGCUGUUAAAUGCGUCAAGAAGUUCCCUGUGGGCGUCCGAGCGAAUGUCUUCCAUCAACGUGAACUCAAACUUCAUGCUUUGGUUUCACGACAUCCUAACGUCUGCAAACUGCAUAGAUACAUCGAGGCGGCCGACUUCCUUCUCAUUGUUCUCGACUAUUGCGAAGGCGGCGACCUCUUCCAUAACAUUACCACGCUACGCCGCUUCUACCGAAACGAUGCCAUGGUCAAGACGAUAUUCGUUCAAAUUCUCGAUGCAGUCCAGUACUGUCACUCCAGGGGCGUCUUUCAUCGUGAUCUCAAGCCUGAAAACAUCCUCUGUGAUGCCACUGGCAAACAUAUUCGUCUCGCCGAUUUUGGUCUCGCUACGUCGCACGCUUCGAGUAAAGACUAUGGUCUGGGAAGCCCAUACUAUAUAAGUCCUGAGGCUCUCUUCAAAUCGUCAAAUGAUGCUUUCUCUUGCCGAGCGAGCGAUGUUUGGGCUCUGGGCGUCAUCCUCACGAACAUGAUCUCUGGCCGUAAUCCUUGGAGAAUGGCUCAACCCAAAGACGACUGUUAUGCGGCGUAUCUUGCUGACUCAGACUUCCUGUACCAUGCUCUACCCAUUUCUCGUGAGGCGAAUGUUCUCCUCAAACGCAUCUUCUGUUGUGACCCCCUCAAGCGGCCCACCAUCGCUCAAAUUUGCGAAGCUGUUGUCAACACGGAGACGUUUUUCUUAACGGACGAAGAGCUUUCCGAGGCCUCACCACGUCAACAGACUAUCGCAGAGUACUAUUCUUCCCCGUCGCCAGUGGACUCGGAGGAGAAUGAAGAUUCGGAUGUUCCGCCUCAAAGUGCUUCUGUCAAUGAGGAAUCUGCUACUUCUGGAUCGACAAUUCCAGAUGAUGUCUAUCUGUACGAAGAACAACCUUUCGAGUGCAAUUACGAGGAGAAUCCUUUCAUGUGCUCGUCGCCAAAGCUUCUCGCCCCGCCUUCCUCCCAUACCGAUACCACUUCCCUCAGCUCCAGCGAUGCGUCUUCAGUUGGAGCUCCAGUCACGCCAGCAACUCUCCCUGAAGACCCAAAUAUCGAUGUGCAGGUUCCCGAUCUCCCUGAAGACGAAGGUAUUGGUGCAUCAGCUUACUUUGAGCCCAAGCAGGAUGGAGAGGAGAAAGUUCAGACGGGUUCAGUUUUCAAGAAGGCACUGCGUAGGAUUUCCAGGGUCAUUAACAACAUCUAG